AUGACGCUUCGCCAUUACCUUCCAGCAUUAUGCGCCACCAGCGAGAAGCGUGCUGCACUGUACGUCCUUGGCGCGAGGGCCGAAGCGACAAUGCCCAAGCACAUGUGGGGCGUCCUGAACCCGCACCGCGUGCAUCUCACGAUGGUCGGCAACCACGUCCCCGUGUUUCGGAAGCUCCCGUCCGACGAUAGCGACGACGCAGUUCACGUGAGUUUUCGCAGCUCGCUCUUCCACGAGAUGGCGCCGUCGACGCCGUCGCCCGAUGCAUUCGUGCUCUUCAACCCAGGGCUGGGCCAUCCCGCGCUCUCUGCACUCUGGGCGCCGUCGCUCUCGAUGGCCCUUGCGACGCGCAAGCCGCUGCUCAUCACGUGCUUCAGCGCAAUCGACUUGCACCGGGACCUCACGGCGUUGGAGGCGAGCGCGUCGACCCUUUGUGGGCACCUUCACUUUACGCGCUCGGCGCAGCUCAACCCGUUCCAAAGCCGCAAGGCGACCGUGGACCCUGCGGCGCUCCUCGCCCCCGUGCACACCAACCAGUACGCGAUGGUCGUCCGCCUCACCGACUAG
Saprolegnia parasitica CBS 223.65 is the source of this 567-nucleotide messenger RNA. RefSeq lists its product as hypothetical. The transcript has 2 exons. Gene Ontology annotation, cellular component: extrinsic component of mitochondrial inner membrane. The coding region runs from base 1 to 567 and encodes 188 amino acids. The record is from RefSeq and is a predicted model, not a curated record. NCBI's taxonomy places the organism in Eukaryota, Oomycota, Saprolegniomycetes, Saprolegniales, Saprolegniaceae.